AUGUACAUCUAUCUAUCUAUCUAUCUAUCUAUCUAUCUAUCUAUCUAUCUAUCUGUGGCGCUCCGUCGUAAACGGUCGAUCAGUGGAAUGUCCACGCCCAGUUUGUCUCCAGUGUUUCUCCAACCGGCCACACUCAAAUCGGACAGAGGCUGCAAGGGACAGACACGUGACCUGGAUAACAAACUUGGUUUAUAUGAUAAACUGGGUCUAUUAGUAAACGUAUCGAAACUGAAUCUAGAGGCCUGUCGUAUAAAGGAAGGAAGAAAGCCAGAGAAUAUCGACGCUUUCCAACCAAGAGCCAUUUUGUUGAAUGGGGAAGAUAUUGACCUUUUUUUUUUCCUUUUUUCUUUUCCCUGUUACUCCUUAAUAUCGAUUCUAUUUCAGAAAAUUUUCAGUCAUUUUGGCUAUCUAUCUAUCUAUCUAUCUAUCUAUCUAUCUAUCUAUCUAUCUAUCUUACUUUAUUCAAUAUCUAUCUAUUUAUCUAUCUAUCUAUCUAUGGCAGUCUGUUCAUAUCUAUCUAUCUAUCUAUCCUUAUUCAAUAUAUCUAUCUAUCUAUCUAUCUAUCUAUCUAUGGCAGUCUGUUCAUAUCUAUCUAUCUAUCUAUCUAUCUAUCUAUCCUUAUUCAAUAUAUCUAUCUAUCUAUCUAUCUAUCUAUCUAUCUAUCUAUCUAUCUAUCUAUGGCAGUCUGUUCAUAUCUAUUUGUCUAUCUAUCUAUCUAUCUAUCUAUCUAUCUAUCUAUCUAUCUAUCUAUCUAUCUAUCUAUCUAUCUAUCUAUUAUUAUCUAUCUUAUUUAUUCUAUCUAUCUAUCUAUCUAUCUAUCUAUCUAUCUAUCUAUCUAUCUAUGGCAGUCUGUUCAUAUCUAUCUAUCUAUCUAUCUAUCUAUCUAUCUAUAUAUCCUUAUUCUAUCUAUCUAUCUAUCUAUCUACCUUACUUUAUUCAAUAUCUAUCUAUCUAUCUAUCUAUCUAUCUAUCUAUCUAUCUAUGGCAGUCUGUUCAUAUCUAUCUAUCUAUCCUUAUUCAAUAUAUCUAUCUAUCUAUCUAUCUAUCUAUCUAUCUAUCUAUCUAUCUAUCUAUCAAAACGUUUCGCAAAAGUAA
Molecule: messenger RNA, 1095 nt
Organism: Acanthosepion pharaonis
Lineage: Eukaryota; Metazoa; Mollusca; Cephalopoda; Sepiida; Sepiidae
Source: the annotation of a GenBank genome assembly